CACUUGAACGCAGCAAGCGACGGGUUCCGCCCUGCUCGUUUUUUUUUGCACCGCCUGGCGUCCGAUUCGGUUCCGAACUGCCUGUAUUUUUGAUGCUGGUUGGAAUCCUAUAAUUUUUUCAAUAAACCAAACUCUUUUUCCUCUGGACUCCUUCCUGAGUUGGACUUUGUGUCUGGCCAAGAUGGCAGCGAACCGGGUCGGGCGCCGGGUGAAUAAGGUCUGUGGGAACCAGUCACCAGGUCGAAGUCCGGGCUCGAGUCUGCAGCGGCGUCAGGCCCGGGUCACUGUCAAGUACAACCGGCGAGAGCUGCAGCGAAGGCUGGAUACAGAGAAGUGGAUCGACUGUGAACUGGACCAGCUGUACCAGAACCAGGAGCAGGAGAUGCCGGACGAGGUGAACAUCGAUGAGCUGUUGGACCUGAAGACAGACGAGGAGAGGACGCACAAACUGAAGGAGAUUCUCUGCCUGUGUAACAGCAACACUGAGGCGUUCGUCAGCGAGUUGCUGGUGAAGCUGCAGGGUCUGCAGAAGCAGGUGGACCUGCACAACGACGGCAUCGACCUGCCCCAGCUCCACAUCUGCCCCACCCGGGCCCGACCCGCCGGCAGGGGGGCGCUGCCCUGAGGCGCCCCUUCCACAACCACGAACUCUGAGCUGGUUCCUCCUGCAGACGGGCCCAGCGGUUCCACUGCAGGCACUGAUCCGACGCCACCGGGAACUGAAGAGGAGGCCUCAUGCUGAAAAGAUGACGAUUUCAGAACUCGGUUCAGACGGGUCCAUUGUUGUUUUUUGUUUUUCAUCUUGUUCAGCGACCGCACAUAUUUGUGCCACACUAUGAAACACUUCCACCUGUGUUCAACGUUUGGUUUGUAGUUGUAUGAAUUCAUGAACGGAUUUUAUCUAGUUAAAUUAAAGGCUCCUGGUCCGUCA
Betta splendens (Siamese fighting fish) is the source of this 931-nucleotide messenger RNA. Its product is annotated as protein phosphatase 1 regulatory subunit 14A-like. Gene Ontology annotation, molecular function: protein serine/threonine phosphatase inhibitor activity. The transcript is spliced from 5 exons. The coding region runs from base 182 to 625 and encodes 147 amino acids. The record is from RefSeq and is a predicted model, not a curated record. Lineage: Eukaryota; Metazoa; Chordata; Actinopteri; Anabantiformes; Osphronemidae. Gene Ontology annotation, cellular component: cytoplasm. Gene Ontology annotation, biological process: regulation of phosphorylation.